Messenger RNA from Oncorhynchus kisutch (coho salmon), 2177 nucleotides. RefSeq lists its product as uncharacterized. Gene Ontology annotation, cellular component: membrane. Lineage: Eukaryota; Metazoa; Chordata; Actinopteri; Salmoniformes; Salmonidae. The record is from RefSeq and is a predicted model, not a curated record. The transcript is spliced from 4 exons. Gene Ontology annotation, molecular function: tumor necrosis factor receptor binding. Gene Ontology annotation, biological process: tumor necrosis factor-mediated signaling pathway; T cell proliferation involved in immune response; immune response. Bases 325 to 987 code for a protein of 220 amino acids.
CCUACGUGAAGAGUUAUCUAUCUUUGUUUUCCUUCAGUCACUCAGGAAAGUACCAGCCCGACCUGCCUCCUGUCCUGGACAGCUACAGAGGAACACAGAGCAGAACACAGACAUAAAGACGUCCUCGUUGGAUACAGACGCAACACACACACAGCAGUGUUCUGAGGUUUCACAGCAGAGGAAGCCAAGAGGACAAACACACACAGCGGCUCCAUCUCUCUCUCUUCCUGCACGCCCUCUGCUGCAUCUCAGGGGACUGAGGUUGCUCUACCCGAGCCUCUCCCCCCCCCCCCCCCCCUCCCCACGGCCGGACGUUGCAGAUUGAUGAUGCCACAGCAGUCAAUGGAUCGCUGUGAGGUUUCAGAGAACUGCCACCAUCAUAGCCCGGGGGUCCAGGGGAGCCAGCGGCGCCUGGUCAGUGGACUCCUUCUCUGGGUCGGUCUCCUCACCGUCAGCCACGUGGUCUCCAUCACCCUACUCGUCAUCACCAGGCCACACGCACUGCCUCUGCCAGAAAUAGUUUCAGCUCCAAAACCCACAGCAGACUCAUCUCUGAGCAUACCCCUGGAGCCACAAAGAGUGCCAUGGCAAAUGCUCACCUUUGAACCCACAAGUAUAGACGAUAAUGAUGUUUCGGUGGCGAGAAGUGGGAUCAAGUGGAAGACGCAGUCCAAGGCAAAUAAUUUUGUCUCCCUAAAGGGCGGAUCCCUGACCAUCAACCAGGAUGGUUGUUACUUCCUGUAUCUUCAGGUGACUCUGGAGACACCAGAGGUGUCUGGACAGCACAUAGUGAGAGUGAACAAGCCCAACAGUGUCCUGCUGGAAGUAAGGAUGACCAACACCUCCCUCAGCACAGGGUUCCUGGGCAGGGCUGUGGAUCUAGCAGCCUCUGACACCCUCACAGUCACUGUCUCCCCGGGUGCCAGGAUCAACACCAGCUACACCGCCACAUACCUGGGCAUCAUAGGUCCAAAAUUAUAUCUGUAGAUUCUAUUGGAUAUAGACACUCCUGUCUUCAUAGACACAUGCUGGGGGCUAGAUCUGGGAGUCAUUUGGUAGGGGUUGAUUGAAUAGAUCCUGGGGAUCUGGAGUUAACUGGGAUCAACCCAUCAUCCCACCACCUGUCAGAGAGAUGGAGUAGUGGGGAAGAUCAUGUGGGAGACACGGUAUAUUUGACUGAAACUGAUUCAGUCCGACUCCCUGCUCAUCACAGAAGAUUAUUCCACUCCUUUAUCCUCUACCUAGCCUUCCAACUGGUUUUGAGCUGCAAAGAUUAUCUUUCCAUAAUUCUACUGAUUUUUUAAUUAGAUGUUUAUUAACCGUUAUUUAACUAGGCAAGUCAGUUAAGAACAAAUUCUUAUUUUCAAUGAGGGCCAACCAAAAUGCAAAAGGCCUCCUGCAGGGAAGGGGGUUUAAAAAUGUUAUAUAAUAAUGCAUCUUGUAAUGUUGGAAAAAUAUGUUUAAGAGUAUUGGUCAUCAUGGGUUAUGGGUUGUACUGUUACUUUAGCAUGUUUCUCUCUUGCAUGAAGUAGCACUGUUUUUAUCGCUCGGGAUUAUAGUUGGUAUGUUUUUCCGGUAAAUGUUGUUUUUUAAGCUUUGAAUGAGGGGAUUUUCUUAUCAAGUCAUGUGCACAGGGUUGUUGAGAGAAUGCACAGUAUCAACAUAUCUUUAAUGUUUACUUUAAUAUUUGUGUAUUGCUUUGUAUUUAAAAUAUUUCUUUUUUACCUAUUUAUGUCUUAUUACAAUAUUAUCUUAUUAUUAUUUUCUUCUUAUUUAUUUUCUAUAUCUAUUUUGAAGGACAUGUUGAGUAUGUUGUAGGAUGAGAUGUAGAGAUAAUCAAUGAAUGUAUGUCACUCACCAGGUUUCCAUUCAAUCGUUUUAUGCGAGUAAAGUAUGUCAGGUAAAACAUUUAAUGACAGGCCUGAUGGAAACAAAAAAUGUUUCGGUAAACCUUCCAAAUGUAGACAAAACAAAGUACGCUUUACAAGGUGGGAUCUUUUUGUGUCUGUAAAACAUCUUCAUGCCCAAAUAUUGAUGUAAUAACCAUCAUAUCGAAGGAAACUUGGAGUCACGCCACUACGACUCGGGAAAGCAUGCAGUUUAUUGGCUACAGAUUAAAUACAUUAUGAUGAACUUUUCAAUAACUUUUCAAUAAAUAUCGAGGGUCUUCUUCUGGC